UAAAACCCACGACCAUGGCAACAUGCUCCUCGCCAUGGCAUGAAAACAAAUAUGUCAUGGUGGGGAUCAGUCUAAGUAAAGUAAUUUGUUUUCAUUUGCUUUCCAUUUUCAGGACUGACCGUCUUUGAGACCAGACGUGCCUUUUUUGGUAUCCAAGGAAUCGCUGGCAAGUCCUCAGCCAUUUUGGCUCCAUGUUUCUUCUAUGUUUUGCUAGCGAUGCAAAGCAACGCUUUGGCCAGACCCGUGACUGCCACGGUCAGCAGGCAUCCGGUGCAGUCGGUGCCGCCCCCGGGCGAAGUCCGACCAGCGCCGGUGCCCGUGCGCAGCUUGCGCUUCGCCGAGCCCAGCAGCUGCCCGCAGGGCCCGCACGGCGCCGGGUGCACAGCUCUCGCAACGCGAGCCGCACCAACUGGAAACGAGCGAAGAGCUUCGGGCACUUCCGGAAGAAGACGAGAACGACCUCGGAAUCUUCCAAGACCUGAGCCUGAACUCUUGGUGGUGAAGUUCUUGUAUUUGUCAAGACUACCUUCCGGUUGGCUACAAGCUUCUCAGUACCAACUCAGUCUUCAUGUGGGGGAAGACGCUCGCAGUGAUCCCCCAGCACGCCCUGGGAUUUAUUCUACACCAUUAAUACCUGCAGGACCACCACAAGCUGUACCACCCGAGGAAGCUCAUCUCAGAGAGCAGAUUGCCAUGGCCGUGAAGGCAAUGGACGGGGACAGCCGUGCUGGGGACCUGGAAUGCCGCUUCAAGUCGCGGGUGGCGGUGCGUUUGACCGACGCAGGGCCGGGCCCAGCAGCAGGUGGCCCAAAGUAUUUCCGAGUCGAUGCUUGGGUGCUUCCCACGCGGCUCUUUGGGACAGUACAAGCUGAGCUUUUCGCUCGUGCCUUUGUGCCCAUCGAGGCCAAGUACCACAGAAGGGCUUGUACCUGGCCGAUGAUUGACGCUGCUGGUAAUGACAUCGGGGUUUUCCUAACCUGUGAGUUUGCCUUCGCUGGGAUCCCCUCAUCAGUGAAAGAUUUGACUGCCCGGCUGAACCCGAAUGCCAUUAAUCCGAACCAAAAUGAGGUGAACCUCACCUGGCUACCACCAGGUACUGCUGCUGAGGAUCGCGUGGUCCCCAUCUUAGGUUACCGCGUAGACUCUCGCUGCUUGGGGAGGAAGGGUUCUUCGGGAUCUAUGUCUCCUUCCAGGGCCAGCUGGCAACAUGAAGGUGACGUGGAGCCACGUCAGGCGGGCCCCUUGCGCUUUGUGGUCCCAAACUUGAAGCCAGACACAAUGUAUCUAUUCCGCGUUUGUGCUGUUAAUGAAGUGGGCUUGAGCGAGCCAGAAGAGGUUGAAGUGAAAACUGGGCCAUGUGCGCCGGCUGGAUGUGGACAACCACGAUUGGCCGGCUGCAAUGGACCUGUCCUAGCCGUUGAAUGGGACGCCCCAAUGUAUGAUGGCGGUGCCAACUUAGUUGCCUACCGCGUGUGGGUUAGACCCUUCUCUGCAACUGAUGCGUCUCCAGACGAAUGGCUUGAAGUUGGGCACGUGAAACACAACCCGAGUGGAGUUCAACGGGCAGAGAUCCACACCGAAGAUCUCGAUCCUUCAAUUGGACGUUACCUGUGCCGCGUGGCUGCCAUCAAUGAGGUGGGUGAGAUGGGUCCGGCCACGGCCGAUGCCGUUUCACUUACUCUGCCAAAUCCCUGCGCAGUCUCUCGGCCAACACCUGCCACAUCUUCGGCCCAUCUCGCGCUUGGACGAGCUCCAUGGCUUCAGUCUGGUGGAAAUUUGCUUACAAUGACCAUCAACGAGCCAGGGCACGGUGGGAAGAGGAAGGUCACGGUGCCUUUGUUUCAGGACAAUGUUGAUGAGUUGCCCUUCGGACUGGAUGGACUCGGAGCACAAAGUUUGGCUUCUGCCGCUUCUGCUUCGGACGGAAGCCAUGAGAAGCCAAGCCAUGAGCUUGCCUUGCCAGAGCGCUUGGAUGCAACUGGCUAUUGGCCACCUUUGGCACCAAUCUCCGAUGAUUCCAGACAAUGGUAUCACAAGGAUGCUUUCCCGGAAACCUUCCGAGAAAGAGAAGCCUUAGUUCCCUUCAAGGCUACUCACUAUACUCAGUAUACUCCUCCUCGUGAUGAGAGAUAUGAGAAGUACGAGAAGGAGAAAUUCGGAAAGCCAUACGACUAUAGUGAAGUAGAUCUUUUGAAGCGCUUGCUGGAAGAGAAACGAAGUCUCUUGGAAGAAAGCUUACAAAACUUCCAGGAGCUCACAGAGCAGCUCCAGGUCUCAACAAGUGAGGCUUUGCGGCUUCGCCAUGAGGAGGUGGAGAUUGAGGCGGCGGGCUACCAAGCAGAGGUGGCAGUCUUAAGCCAGAAGCUCGGGGAACAGCUCGGUGAGCCGCUGCUUUCCGUACCUUCCGGAGGGCUUGCAGCUCUCACUGCUCUCACGCCAUUCUAAACAGAACAGUUAGAUCAAGAUGAUCAGAGGUGAAUGAUGAAUGCAUGAAUGGAUUGAACAUGAUUGAACAUACAGGC
Durusdinium trenchii is the source of this 2522-nucleotide messenger RNA. Lineage: Eukaryota; Dinophyceae; Suessiales; Symbiodiniaceae. The record is from the annotation of a GenBank genome assembly.